Molecule: messenger RNA, 3561 nt
Organism: Paraglomus occultum
Lineage: Eukaryota; Fungi; Glomeromycota; Glomeromycetes; Paraglomerales; Paraglomeraceae
Source: the annotation of a GenBank genome assembly
AUGAACAACCACAGCUCUUCAGACAAACAAACGUCUACUGAAUUACCCUCUCAACCACCCAAUGAACCUUCUCAAUCUGACGGUCAUUUCCCUAUUGAAGAGCGUCGUUCCCGCUCGUCCUCGGAUUCAAGUUCACACUCACAAAGUUUAUACAAUUCAGAUUUGCGUUCGCUCAGCAAUCAAGUAGAACAGGAGAACUACUCCUCUACCUCAAUAAGCAGCAGUACAAGUAACAGCAGUAUUAAUAGUAGUAGUAGUAUUUAUGUUAGUAAUGGUAAUAUAAGUAAUAGUGAGGGAGACACAACAUUAAUAACGGAUGAAGCUAAUGAUAAUGCUAAUAGAAGACAAGCACCGCCUGCACCUAUUCACACUAAUGUCGAUAGUAGUUUGCCGGGUCCUGGCAGUGCAUUAACACGCAGAGAGCAUAUUACUGCACAUUCACAUGAACGCAGUAGAUCCUCGUCGGUCGAUGAAUCGACUGUUGAAGAUUGGACUAUUAACCGAGUGGUACAGUGGUUAGAAGAUAAUGGAUUUGGCAACUAUAAACAACACUUUAUUGAUAAUAAUUGGUAUGGUAAUGCAUUCUUUGCAUUAACUAACAUACAGAACGUAAAAGUACCAAAAGGAGAUCAGAGAUUCAAACUUAUUACUGCAAUAAGAAAAGUAGCCGAGAAGGCCGAUAUCAAAACGGAACCACAAUCUGCAGUGGACCAUCCCUUAGACAGUGCCCUUUCUCUCAUGCUUCCGCCGAUGAACUUUUUUGCAGGGACGCCAUCUCCUUCCACUCAAUUACCACCCGUUCGAGUAAAUUCUGAACCCAAGAUUCCUCUUUCUUUGAGAUUGUCAUCAAGUACAAACGAUCUAAAAAGUCAUCUUAAUCUUGGUGAACGAUCAUCUUCGCUUCUGUGGCGCCUAAAGAAAAUAAUGGCAACUUUGGAUAAUUUAAACUUCCGCGUUGUUAAUAUUGACCCAGAAGAUGUUAACAGAAUCAAGGACAAAGUAUUAACCGCACUGGGUGUUAUGAGUGACCGUGAUUACUAUGUUUUCUAUGCAACCGAAAUUGAUUUAGAAAAACUUGGCGAAAGUCUUAAGGAUGAAGAGUUGAUAGAACGAUGUCGGAAUGCGGAUACGAAGGGGACGCUAAAAUUAUUUGUCAGACACAUUUCGGUUAAGGUUACGACUUUACCAAUGUCACAACAUGAGCAACGUAGAACUCUAGCUGAUCUGAGAACACCAACCAUAUCUAGUUUAUCAGGGUCAACGUCGUUUACGAAUUUCCCUAAUCAUGAGGAGUUUUACGAACAAGAAAUGGCGUCAUAUUCUAAACGGGAGUCUUUAAUUAAUGGUCGCAACGGUAUGAAUAGAGUACCGAGGCCGGCGAAAUCUUUCAAUACUUCGUCACCUAUUCCGAAUAGCUUAAGGCCCGGUGGAUUUAUAUCUACCAAGCCAAAUAGUUAUGAGACAGCUCAUAAAUCAUCAUCGUCGGACAAGUUACUUCAAUCACAACAAUCAGUUUAUCCAGGUACACUCAAAUAUCGUACUAAGAUCAACAAAUCAGAUAUCAGCUUACCAUCACAGUCAUCUGUUGCUAAUAAACCCUAUGAUUCAAUAGAAGUCUAUCAACCGUUUCACGUAAAUGUAUCAGAUACAGAUCUGCAGCGUCGAAAACAAAAGUCAAGGACAUUUCCCAUCAGCACUCGGGAUGGUACACAGGACGACUUUUGUAUAUCAUGUAUAUCUGAAUCUAUAUUAAGUGGGAGAAAAAAUGAGGGGCCUCGCACACAGGAAUACGGUAUUUUUAGUCCAUAUGCCGAAGACGGUCGUCGAGCUAGCUUCCACAGUGAACCCGAUUUUGAAGAUCAGGCUGGAACACUGGAAACUGAGAAAUCGAUUUUCACUGCGGAGGAUGAUUUGGGUUAUGAGACGCCUGAGAAACGAUUAUGGCCUAAAUUAGAUAUACCAACACAAACGAGCGAUAAUACAGAUGACAACAAUGAUGAUGACUUAUGGGUCCAACCACCCAUACCCGGCAAGAACAAUAACAAUGCUCAACCAGAAACUGCUAAUGACAGCUCAAGCAACAAUUUGACAGGCGACACUUGCGUUCCAGAAAGUAUACAAAGUGAUCUGUCACCCCAAACAUUAACUGAUUCCAGGUCUUCAGAAUAUGACUCACAAGAUUCUUCCUAUGCAACGAAUGGCCCUCGUCGCAAAAGAUACUCUGAUGCAUCAUAUGACUCUGAACCUCCCAAAGAAGCUUCUAAACUCCAACGCACUAUUUCCCUCCGCAGAGGUGUUAAGGUAACCUGGGUGACACGUCCUAGUGCCGAGGAUGUGUACCAUGAUCUGGACAAGUAUUUCCCGGGACACGAUCUUGAUAAACCUAUCACUGAAGGAAACGGUAGUUUGGUGACCUACGUUAAUCACCGUGGGGAGACCCCAACGCCUCCCGUAUCACCGACUACCAAGACGGAAAAACGAGGUGCUCCUUUGCAACGUUACAAAUCUAUUCGAUCUCAGACUACAAGUGCUAUUAGGGCUGCUACGAAGUUGAAGAGAAAAGCCACGAAAUUCUGGGAUAAGAGGGUUGUGGAAAUGCGGCCUGGGAGUAAUGGUCAAAGCAGUCCGGUUACGAGUCCUUUAGAGAGUACGCCCGAUGCAGCAUUGACUGAAACUGGUCAUAACGAGUGUAAAAAAUCAAACAAAAUAUCUUGGAUCAAAGGUGAACUUAUUGGAAAAGGAACAUUUGGGAAAGUCUACUUGGCACUUAAUGUUUCAACAUCCGAGAUGAUCGCCGUUAAGCAAAUUGAAUUACCAAAGACAAAAGCGGAUCGGCUGAGUGAGAGACAGAUCAACUUGGUGAAAUCUUUCUAUGCUGAAAUUGAGCUUCUGAAAGUUCUUGAUCAUGAGCAUAUAGUACAAUAUCUUGGCUACGAUGAAUGUGGGGAUACAGUUAAUAUUUUCCUCGAAUAUGUCAAUGGUGGCUCGAUUGGUACAUGUCUGCGAAUUCAUGGUCGAUUUGUGGAACCAGUAGUUAAAUCAUUUACACGGCAAAUCUUGCUGGGUUUGGAAUAUUUGCAUGGGAAAGGAAUUCUUCAUCGGGAUAUCAAAGCGGAUAACAUUCUUGUAGACGAAGAGGGUUGCUGUAAAAUAUCCGAUUUUGGUAUUUCAAAGAAAAGUGAUCAUGCAUUCGCCUAUGACAACAUUUCAAACAUGUCCCUUCAAGGAACGAUCUUCUGGAUGGCACCGGAGGUGUUUACAAAUGGUUACAAUGCAAAAGUCGACAUUUGGGGUCUUGGCUGCGUGGAACUCGAGAUGUUUACCGGAAAGCGUCCUUGGGAGAAGUAUACCGACGUUGCUGCCAUGUAUCAACUUGGAACAGAGAAAAAAGCGCCGCCUAUAAGAGAUGACAUUCAAAUGUCAGCGGAAGCACGAGACAUGCUGAAUAAAUGCUUUACAAUAGAACCAGAACUGCGACCUACAGCCGCCGAACUCUCAAAACACCCUUUUGCUAAAGAAGAUCCUAAAUUUCGAUUUAAAGAAUACAUCCGAAUACCAUAA